Carassius gibelio (silver crucian carp) is the source of this 4274-nucleotide messenger RNA. Its product is annotated as ribosomal protein S6 kinase alpha-2-like. The record is from RefSeq and is a predicted model, not a curated record. The transcript has 21 exons. Gene Ontology annotation, molecular function: magnesium ion binding; ATP binding; ribosomal protein S6 kinase activity. NCBI's taxonomy places the organism in Eukaryota, Metazoa, Chordata, Actinopteri, Cypriniformes, Cyprinidae. Bases 233 to 2434 code for a protein of 733 amino acids. Gene Ontology annotation, biological process: intracellular signal transduction; protein phosphorylation.
GACAGCUCCCGACAUCUCUGCCGUGCCACAACCGAAGCCCACGAGCGCGCGCGAGUGGGACGGGUCAGCGUCCGGAACAGGUUUGGCUCUGGAUGGCCUCCUCCCCUCAUAAGUGAGCAUUAUGGAUUAGUGGAGGGGAGGCGACUGUAAAUCCCCACUGUUGUGCUGAUCUGGAUUUAAACGCUGGACAGAUACAUUGUCAUUUGAGGAUAGUAGCAGGCGAGCCGGGACAAUGGAUACGAACAUGCGCAAAUUUACGGUGCGAAGAUGGUUUUCCGUGUACCUGCGGAGAAAGUCGCGAUCCAAAAGCUCGAGUCUAUGCAAACUAGAGGAUGACAGCAUCUUAAAGGAGUUUGAUAUCAGCCAUCAUGUGAAAGAGGGCUUUGAGAAGGCCGACCCGUCACAGUUCGAGCUGCUCAAGGUGUUGGGUCAGGGCUCCUACGGAAAGGUGUUCUUGGUGAGAAAAAUCAGAGGUUCAGAUACAGGACAACUCUAUGCCAUGAAGGUCUUGAAAAAAGCAACACUAAAAGUGCGGGACAGAGUGAGAUCGAAAAUGGAGCGAGACAUUCUCGCAGAAGUGAAUCAUCCCUUCAUUGUCAAACUCCACUAUGCCUUUCAGACAGAAGGAAAGCUGUACCUUAUACUGGACUUUCUCAGAGGGGGAGAUCUUUUCACACGCCUCUCCAAAGAGGUAAUGUUUACAGAGGAAGAUGUGAAGUUCUAUUUGGCUGAGCUGGCCUUGGCUUUGGACCAUCUUCAUAGUCUGGGCAUCAUCUACCGUGAUCUUAAACCAGAGAAUAUUCUCCUUGAUGAAGAGGGCCACAUAAAGAUCACAGAUUUUGGCCUGAGCAAAGAGGCAAUCGACCAUGACAAACGAGCGUACUCCUUCUGCGGGACCAUCGAGUACAUGGCCCCAGAGGUGGUCAACAGACGAGGUCACACUCAAAGUGCUGAUUGGUGGUCCUUCGGCGUCUUAAUGUUUGAAAUGCUGACCGGAUCCCUGCCAUUUCAAGGCAAAGACCGCAAAGAGACAAUGGCACUUAUUCUCAAGGCAAAACUCGGCAUGCCACAGUUCCUCAGCCCAGAGGUCCAGAGUUUACUGCGGGCUCUUUUCAAAAGAAACCCUUCCAAUAGAUUAGGCGCAGGACCAGAUGGAGUGGAAGAAAUCAAGCGGCAUAUAUUUUUCGCAACAGUAGACUGGAAUAAAUUGUACAGACGAGAAAUCAAGCCUCCUUUCAAACCAGCCGUGGGCCGACCAGAGGACACUUUCCAUUUUGAUCCUGAGUUCACGUCCCGCACGCCGACAGACUCACCCGGAGUUCCAGCCAGCGCUAACUCACACCAGCUCUUCCGCGGCUUCAGCUUCGUGGCCUCUAACCUGGGUCAAGAACAGCCACUGGCCGAGACCAAGCAGAGCUCUGUUAACCCCAUUGUACAGCAACUUCAUGGUAACAACAUUCAUUUCAAUGACGGCUAUGAGUUGAAGGAGGAUAUCGGCAUUGGAGCGUAUUCGGUCUGCAAACGCUGUGUCCACAGAAUCACCAGUGUGGAGUAUGCUGUCAAAAUUAUUGACAAAGCCAAGAGGGACCCGUCUGAAGAGAUCGAGAUUCUCCUGAGAUACGGCCAGCACCCAAACAUCAUUACUCUGAAAGAUGUCUAUGACGACGGUAAAUGUGUGUAUGUGGUGAUGGAGCUGAUGAGAGGAGGAGAGCUGCUGGACCGGAUCCUACAGCAGAAGUGCUUCUCAGAGCGCGAGGCCUCAGCUGUGCUCUGCACCAUCACCAAGACUGUGGAGUAUCUGCAUUCACAGGGGGUUGUGCAUCGAGACUUGAAGCCCAGUAACAUCCUGUACGUCGAUGAAACAGGUGACCCAGAGUCCAUCAGAAUAUGUGAUUUUGGGUUUGCCAAACAGUUAAGGGCUGAAAAUGGUCUGCUCAUGACACCGUGCUACACUGCAAACUUUGUGGCCCCAGAGGUCCUGAAGAGACAGGGAUAUGAUGCCGCCUGUGAUAUCUGGAGCCUAGGAAUCUUACUGUACACCAUGUUGGCAGGUUUCACGCCCUUCGCUAACGGCCCUGACGACACACCAGAAGAGAUCUUGGCUCGCAUUGGCAGUGGGAAAUUUGCCCUGUCAGGAGGCAACUGGGACACGGUGUCUGACGCAGCCAAGGACAUUGUAACUAAAAUGCUGCAUGUGGACCCUCAUCAGCGGCUGACGGCACCUCUUGUUCUCAGACAUCCCUGGAUAGUGAACUGCGAUCAGUUAUCUCAGAGCCAGCUGAUCCGACAGGACGUGCAGCUGGUGAAGGGGGCGAUGGCUGCCACAUACUCAGCUUUGAAUCGGUCACCUCAGGCCCCAAAACUGGAGCCAGUGCUUUCCUCCUGUCUGGCUCAGAGAAGAGGCAUGAAAAGACUCACAUCCACUCGUCUAUAGCACUCCAGCCAGACACAUGAGCUUCUACAGCUUUAAGAAAUGUCGGAGCUCACAGGCUUCGGACGAGGUACCAGGCGAACGCCAAAACAUCCGGAGCAGAGUGGGGAAACUAGAUUGACCUCAGAGUGUCGGAUCAAUCUCCAAAGAGUGAACAAAAUGAUCUGCUGAUGUCCUGAGACUGAUGAGGGCCAGAUGCAAACAUCACGGCUGUCAGGACUCGAAAACAGCUCUUUCAGAGCGGGACGUGUGUGCGUGUGUGUGUGUGUGUGUGUGUGUGUGUGUGUGUGCCACCCCUGUGAAUUUCUGGAGUGUGCAUCAUGAAGUGAUACGUUUUAAUGGUGCAUAACAAAGAUUGCAGUUAUUGUUCCCAAACUGUGUGCAGUCGGUUGGAAAGCCAGUCGUUCAUAAAAGUUGCAGACACUUCCAUUAGAGCCAUGUAGAAGUUAGUAGAAGAUGCUUUGGCCUAUCAUGGUGACAGUGCUGCACUUUAAGAUACGUGCCAGCAUCUUUUGAACAUGCAUGCCAUGUACAGUAUGUAUUUUUAUGACAAACUAAUGGUUCUAAGAUGCUAGUGAAAGCACAAAGAGCAUUGUUCGUGUUUUUUUGGUUUACCAGUAACCUUUAAUUUUGUCUGAUUUCAUUGGUCUUAUGUAAUGAAAACAACUGUUUUUUAAUUAUGUUUAAUUCUAUUUUUUUUUCAUCUUGCAAAUUUGCACCACAUUGGUUUUAUAUUAUUGAUUGAUUUAUUUAUGAAUAAUUUUGUUGAUAUGCACGUUUAUUUAUAUUUCUGUUAAAUUAUUUCAAUAUUUAUGUGUUUAUUAAUGAUAUCCGGUAUCUGUUUGUUUUUAAGUGACCUUUAUGCAUUGACACCUAAACCUAAACAAGUGCCACACCUUUACACUGGAUCGAUUGAAUAAUGAUAAAGAAAUAAAAUAAAGACUUUAAAGAAUAGAAUCAUGUACAUGUAUUUUCGUUUAAAUUUAAAUUUAAAUAAUAAUAAAAUGUGUAAAUACAGUUUGAACUAGAUUUCCAAAUUGUAUCUAUCUUAUUGCAAAGUCUUUAAUGAUCUUGAAAACACGAUACGCUUUAUGUACCGAGGUCAUUAUCUAUUAAUUUAAUUAUAAAUUGUUAUAAACCUAUAGUUAUAGUUUAAAUCUUCUAUUCGUUUAUUUUAGAGUUGACCAGUGUUAAAUCCUUCUUUUGUUUAAAAGUCACAACUUGUCUAUACGCAUUAAUGACAGUGUAUUAGGAAAUGGGCUUUCCACACAUAACACUCUCCGCUCUUUGAAACUUAUUUAAAGAUAUCCAGAAAUUAUGUUUGCAUGCUACACGAUUUGUAGCAGCCUCUGGAAGUUUAUUGAUAGCAUUACAGAUGAAAAUGACCUUAAUUUUGUAUGAAAAAGUGACUCUCCAAAAGACAGUCCAGUAUUUUUGUAUGAAUAUGAUGAUCACUUUUUCCAAAAUGAAGCUCUGAUAAGCAUAGGAACACAUUCUGGGCUGUUUGAUGACCUUUAGCCAAACACUUUAUCUUUUGCUGGUGUGGCUUAUUCAUUUUUAUUUAUUUUUUUUAUGUGAAGGUUUGCUUUUUUUGUUGUUGAGAAUGCAGGAUAUUUUUUCUUUUUUUUUUUUUUUUUUUUUUGUACAAUACCAGAAAACAAGUUUGUCAAUGCAUUAGUGUUUCUACUAGCUAAACCACACAGCUAAUGCUGUACAUCAGAUGGUUGCUAUACCAAACAGCAAUAGCUUCAGGAUCUGUCCUUGCUAGAAAAUAAAUUAUACUUUUAUGUCCUGUGUUGGCUUGUAUACCAACAAUUUACAAAUAAACAACGUAAAAACCUGA